CUUUCUAUGUUACAGUCUUACAGAACAUAAACCCUUAUUCAUCUAUCGCCGUCGUUGUCUCUCUUACCGGACGUUGUUUUGUUUCCCUCCGACCUCCGGCGAAUCCAUCAGAGAGCAUCAUUCAUGGCCACAAGGAGGUUAAGAGCAUUCAAGAGAUGGAUGAAAGCUAACGGAGUUGAUUGCAGCGACGCUCUCAACCUCGUCGACGACCAAAACGAUGGUGUCUCUGUGAGAGCAUUCUGCGAUUUGAAGGAAGGAGAUGUUGUUGCCAAUAUCUCAAAAACUGCUUGUCUCACUAUCAAAACCAGUGGAGCUCGUGAGAUGAUCGAAUCUGCUGAUUUAGAUGGAAGUUUAGGUCUCUCUGUGGCUCUCAUGUACGAGAGAAGCUUAGGUGAAGAAUCUCCUUGGGCUGGUUACCUUCAGAUUCUUCCUGUUCAAGAAGAUUUGCCUCUUGUUUGGUCUCUUCAAGACUUGGAUUCUCUCUUAUCUGGAACUGAGCUUCAUAAGGUGGUGAAGGAAGAUCAUGUUCUUAUAUAUGAAGAUUGGAAAGAAAACAUAUUGCCACUUACCUCUUCACUGCCUCAGAAUGUUGAUUCUGAUUCGUUUGGAAUUAAAGAGUAUCUUGCUGCGAAGAGUUUAAUUGCUUCACGGUCUUUCCAGAUCGAUGACUAUCAUGGAUCAGGGAUGGUUCCUCUUGCAGAUCUCUUCAAUCAUAAAACUGGGGCAGAAGACGUUCAUUUCACUCAUGAAUCCGAUACUGAAGCUGAUGAAUCUGAAAACGAUGAUGCUGCAAAUGAGGCCACCGAUGAAGACGACCCUUCCAGUAAAAUUUCUUCCUCGCCUGAGCAGUCUUUUGAGGACGUUCCUGGUGAAAACACUGAUGACGAAGCCAAAGAAGAAGAAGAAGAAGACGACGAAAACUCUUCAAUGCUGCAAAAUGAUCAAUCCGGUCUAAAAAUGAUUAUGGUGAAGGAUGUCUCAGCUGGAACUGAGGUAUUCAAUACAUACGGUUUGAUGGGUAAUGCUGCGUUACUCCACAGGUACGGAUUUACAGAGUUCGAUAAUCUAUACGACAUAGUAAACAUAGAUCUAGAAUUAGUAACCGAAUGGAGCACAUCCUCAUUCACAAGCCGGUACACUCGAGCUAGACUGGCCUUGUGGAGAAAACUAGGCUACACAGGAUGCGAGAGUCAAAACUCAGAAUACUUCGAGGUAUCUUCAACCGGAGAACCCCAAACCGAGCUCCUGAUCCUACUCUAUAUACUGCUCUUACCAGAUGACACAUACAAUAAACUGGAUCUAGCUGAAUCAACAACAGGAGCGUCUCUCUCCAAAGAAGGAAGAGAAACUUCUUCUUCUUCUUACGAGAUAACAAUUGGGAAACACAAGUUUGUGUUUGGACAAAGCGGAAACGAUAUUCUUCUGACAGAUGGUGUUUGUGAAGCUCUUCUAACUAUUGUGGAUAAGCGAGAGAGCUUAUAUGGAUCAUUAAACUCAUUGGAAGAUGACAUUGUUAGGCUCAAGACUUGUUGUCUUCCGAGAGACAGGAGAGUAUAUCAUUCGCUUGUGUUGCGUGUGAGUGAGAGGAAGAUUCUAAAGAAGCUUAGGAGCUACAUUCAUACAAAGGCCAAUGAGUUUUCCGGCGGAAAGCGCCGGAAGAAGAUGCUUCCAAAAUCCUAGCAACACCCUUAAAUUGCUUGUUGACUUUUAACUUUUCAUCCCCAAGUUACCAGUUAUAAACGAUUUGGUCUAGUAACAUUGAGUUUCAUCUAUAAGGUAAGGUUCAUCGAAUGUUAGCAUAUUUGAUUGAUUCUCUUACUUCUAUUUAUAGAAAUUUUCGAGGUUUAAAAUAAAAUAGAGAACGGAGUUUAUAUCGUGAGUAUUGUUGAGUAAUCUUCAGACGGAAGCAAAGAAAGCGUGACAAAAAGCCGGCGACUGUCAGACAGGUAAAACUGUAAAUACGGAGAAAGAUGGGGUCACUUUAACAGAGCCGGACACGUGGCACGUGGGAAUUAAAGGAUAUUUACAGUCUUACACAGAAUUACACAGAGACAAGACAACAAUUUUUUUUUUUUUUUUUUUCACCAAGGCUAAGCUUUUUUUUUAAUACAGUCAAAAGACUCGAUAGAGUGUAACGGAGAGAUUCUUCUUCUAGAGCAGCUCUCUUUUUGUUCGUCUUCUUCCUCCAAAAUCCAAUCUCACUACAGCUUCUUUAGGGUUUCUUCUUCUUCCUUUGGAUCUAUGUGAACAGAUCUUUGGAUCAGAUUUGCUCAAAUGUCGUGGUAAGUAUGAACUAAGCUCUGAGGUAAGCUUGGGAAGUAGGGAUAUGGCCAAAAUCUCCUUGGUUUACCAACUUAGCAAAAAAGUUAGCAGGAGUUGGUGAUCAGUUCUCCUACCGGCUUUUGCAGGCUAAUAACUAGUACCUGACUGUAAAAUCUUCCAAGGUUUCAACGCACACUGGGAC
Molecule: messenger RNA, 2464 nt
Organism: Arabidopsis lyrata subsp. lyrata
Lineage: Eukaryota; Viridiplantae; Streptophyta; Magnoliopsida; Brassicales; Brassicaceae
Product: ribosomal lysine N-methyltransferase 3
Exons: 7
Coding region: 124-1680 (518 amino acids)
Biological process (GO): peptidyl-lysine monomethylation
Cellular component (GO): nucleus
Molecular function (GO): protein-lysine N-methyltransferase activity
Source: RefSeq, a predicted model, not a curated record